AUGGUCGGACCCACUACACACCUCGAAGAGUUGUCAGCACCAAUCGUCUUUGCCCGGCCUGAGAUGACGGACGUCGCAUCAGCAGUAGCAUACCAUCGUAGCUGUAUCGCUGAGAUCCGUGAUCUCAGGAAGAUCCAGAAACAGGGGUCUGUCAACAAAGUCUCGAAGAGAACGGCCGAAGAAGCCACAACAUCAUCCGCUACAGUAGCACGUCCGGCAUCGCCACCACCGAGACGCCAGCACAGAGCGCAGCGCAGACUUCGCGGACUCGACUCUCGUGCGCAGCAUUCUCCGUGCUAUGAGCAAGCCACGCAGCUUUUAUCACUGGCUGUAGUGGCAUCAACCCCACACCGCUUUGGGAGACGCGGCACCAGCACUACCAUAGACGGCAUGACUUCUCGAGCACCGCGCAGAUCGAGCCGCCACCACAUCCGCGGACAAAGGCAGCGCAACAAUGCCCAGACCCUGGAGAACGAGCUCGCCUUGGCACGUGAAGCCCAUCGUGAGCAUGAGCAGACCGUUCUCGACCUCGAGAAUGAAGCAGAGCAGCAUGAGCGGGGGAAUGCGAGUUUGAGGGCGGAUUUGGAGAAGGAGAAGAAGGGGGCGACGCUACGGUGGGAGUUGCUGUUGAGCCAGAAGCGGCAGAUCGAGGAGCCUCUCGCAAAGACGAGCGAGCUGGAGGAGGAGAGCAAGCAGUACCGCAGCACGAUUGCCGGGCUGGAGAAGGAGAAGGGGAGGCAGAAGCUGGCGCUGGAUGGAGUGAAGGAGGCGUCUGAGUAG
Saxophila tyrrhenica is the source of this 780-nucleotide messenger RNA. RefSeq lists its product as uncharacterized. The transcript has a single exon. The record is from RefSeq and is a predicted model, not a curated record. The coding region runs from base 1 to 780 and encodes 259 amino acids. NCBI's taxonomy places the organism in Eukaryota, Fungi, Ascomycota, Dothideomycetes, Mycosphaerellales, Extremaceae.